AUGUGGUACUAUUGAAGUCCAAAGUUGAAAAGUAGACAGAUUUCAAAGCACUGAUUUUGCAUCAUCACGUGUGUCUCCCAGCCAGCAAACCAUCGCUAUCCCUCAAAUUAUGGUAUCCCUUUGGCUACGUGAAACAUAUUCAACUAUAAAAGGCCCCCAUUAGCACCAACCCUUUUCCCCACAGUCCAUGAAACCACCUUGCUUUUGAAUUCUCACCUAUUCUAUUCCAUUCACCUUUCUGCCACACUUCAUUGUGCCUUGCCAGCAUCUUGGUCCUGCCACCAUGGUUUCUGAGACAGUCCAGAGCCAAUCGAAGAACGUGUGUGUGAUUGGAGCUGGACCAUCAGGGCUGGUGGCAGCCAGGGAGUUGAGAAAAGAGGCUCACAGGGUGGUUGUGUUGGAGCAGAAUCAUGAUGUUGGAGGGCAGUGGCUUUAUGAGGCAAAUGUGGAAGAAGAGGACCCUUUAGGGAGAAAGCCUUUUCUAAAGGUGCAUAGCAGUAUCUAUGAAUCCUUGAGGCUUACAUCUCCACGUGAGAUCAUGGGGUUCUCUGAUUUUCCAUUUUUGGUCAAGAAGGGUAGAGACAUGAGAAGGUUCCCUAGUCACACAGAGCUUCUUCUCUACUUAAAUGACUUCUGUGAAUACUUUGCCUUGAGAGAGGUCAUAAGGUUCAACACAAGGGUGGAUCAUGUGGGAAUGUUGGAUUAUGGUGUCUGUAGUAGUGAUUUGAAAUGGAUUGUCAGAAGCAUAGAUAAGAACAGUGAGAAGGUGGUGGAAGAGGUGUUUGAUGCAGUUGUUGUGGCCACUGGUCAUUACUCUCAACCAAGAUUGCCCUCAAUUCAAGGAAUGGAUACAUGGAAAAGGAAACAGAUGCAUAGUCACAUAUACAGGACCCCAGAACCAUUCAAUAAUGAGAUUGUGGUGGUGGUUGGAAAUUCCUUGAGUGGACAAGACAUAUCAAUAGAGCUUGUGGAAGUAGCAAAGGAAGUCCACAUGAGUUCCAGAUCUCUGAACAUCUCUGAAGGUUUAUCUAAAGUCAUAUGCAAACAUGCAAACUUCCAUCUUCAUCCACAGAUAGAGAGCCUUCAAGAAGAUGGACGGGUGACCUUUGUGGAUGGUUCUUCCAUUCUUGCAGACUCUAUUUUGUACUGCACAGGGUAACUUCCUACAACCAGAUAAUCAAUUUUGAAUAAAGAUGAUUAAGCAUCUAUAUUUGACAGUGAUCUACUGUAUAUAAUGAAUAGUACACCUAAUCAAAGGGCAAAACUAAUCUUAAUAUAAGUUUCAUUUCACCAAGUUAAGU
Messenger RNA from Vigna radiata var. radiata (mung bean), 1301 nucleotides. Its product is annotated as flavin-containing monooxygenase FMO GS-OX-like 8. Lineage: Eukaryota; Viridiplantae; Streptophyta; Magnoliopsida; Fabales; Fabaceae. The coding region runs from base 284 to 1159 and encodes 291 amino acids. The transcript has 4 exons. The record is from RefSeq and is a predicted model, not a curated record. Gene Ontology annotation, molecular function: flavin adenine dinucleotide binding; NADP binding; N,N-dimethylaniline monooxygenase activity.